Messenger RNA from Synchiropus splendidus (mandarinfish), 2272 nucleotides. It is a transcript of the gene btr30, whose product is annotated as E3 ubiquitin-protein ligase TRIM39. Bases 203 to 2131 code for a protein of 642 amino acids. The transcript has 13 exons. NCBI's taxonomy places the organism in Eukaryota, Metazoa, Chordata, Actinopteri, Syngnathiformes, Callionymidae. Gene Ontology annotation, molecular function: protein binding; zinc ion binding. The record is from RefSeq and is a predicted model, not a curated record.
GAAUCAGGAAGUCAGGUCACCUGACUGGCUGCAAGUCAUGUGACUAAUCAUGCCAAGCACUUCAUGCUUCUUUGUGAGGCGAGGCCUUUUUAACAUGGACUCACAUUGAGCUGUAAAGUCAGGUGGAAAGGAAGCAGUAAUUUGGUUGACGAUCUGGCGAGACUGAGUCUGUCCUCCCUCUGAACUCAUCCGACCACCUCACAUGCCUGAAUGGCCCCUCCCACUCCUGACAUCACCAGAACCAGAGUUUCAGGCUCUGGGACAACGUCGACUCCAAGCGCUGAUGGCGGCUGAGGCCUCUGGGCAGGAGCUGUUCUCCGAGCAGGAACUGACGUGCUCUAUCUGUCUGGACCUGUUCACCGACCCAGUGACGACACCAUGUGGACACAACUUCUGCCAGGGCUGUAUCGGGGGUUACUGGGCGUCGAGUCCCCACUCCACAUGUCCACUGUGCAAGCGUCAGUUUGAGGAACGUCCGCGGCUCAGCAUCAACCGGACGUUUGCUCUCAUCGCUGACAAGUACAAGGUGAUGCACUAUGGCGGCGCCGCCUCGGCCCUACUCGGAGGCUCAGACGGCGUCAGUUUGGCCGCCUUGCCGGCACAAGGCUCGGACGACGCCUUACUGGCGGCACUCCCGGCCCUGGAGGAGAUGGUGUGGUGUGACGUCUGCACCGGGAUCAAACAGCCGGCCGUGAGCUCCUGCCUGACCUGCACAGCGUCCUACUGCAGCGAGCACGUGCGGCCACAUCACAGCACGCCCUUCUAUUCCAAACACCCGCUCAUGGACCCACAGGAGGCCCUGCGGGGCCGCACCUGCUCGCUGCAUCGCCGCCUGCUGGAGGUGUUCUGCCGCACGUGUCAGCGCUGCAUCUGUGCGAUCUGUGUUCUGGAGGAGCAUCGAACCCACACCACCGUCUCGGUGCAGACGGAGCGACAGAGCAAACAGAAGCAUAUUUCCAGGACGGAGCAGGAGAUUGUGAAUCGGAUCAAGGAGAAGGACAUCACCGUGUCGGAGCUGAAGAGGAAACUGGAGGCUCUGAAGAACUACGCUGACGGAGAACGCUCCCAGGUGGAGGAGCUGCUGGACGGUGUGUCCACUUGUCUUGCCCAAAUCCGGUCUCAGGUGGUGGGUGGGAUUCAGGACCAGCUGGACGCCGUCAUGUCGAAGGGCGAAGGGCGGGUCAAGCGCCUGGAGGAGGAGCUGGGACUGUUGACAGACAGGCGGGGGACCCUGGAAGCCCAAGCCAUCAGCCAGGAUCACAUCAGCUUCCUGCAGAGCUUCGCAGAGGCGGCGUCACCGUUGGAGGAGCCUGAGGAUGAAGAGGAAGCAGACCUGUCCCUCCACUUCCAGCUGUCGGAGGUGAAGAGCGCCCUCUGUGAAGUGAAGGACAGAAUGGCCGACAUGACGGAGAGGAUCGCCGAGGUCGGCAUCAACCACGGCUCCAGAGGGUCCUUUUCUUCAGGGGAGACUCUGCUGGCCGAGGGCUACCAGGGUCUGAGAGGAGCUGCGGGACUAAGGAAGAGUCAGUGGUCCAUCAGAGAUCUGAAGAAAAUCAAGCCAGUCUCAGGUCACAAGAAAGCUCGAGUCUAUGAAGAUGACGUCACGCUGAACCCGGUGACGGCAUACCCGUUCCUCAUCCUGUCCGAGGACCGGAAGCAACUCAAGCGGGGCGAGAAGCUGCAGUUCUACAGGAACAGCCCGCAGCGCUUCGACGUCUGGUCCUGUGUGAUCGGCAAGGACGGCUUCAGCGCCGGGCGCCACUACUGGGAGGUAUUUGUCGGAGAGAACAAGGACUGGAAGCUGGGCGUCGUCAUGGAGACGGCGCAGAGGAAGGGCCUUUUUGAUAUGAGUCCGCCAAAUGGAUACUAUGCCCUCUGGUGGAGCAGCAGCCAACUUAGGGCACUAACCACGCCCCCUCUCACCAAGGUCAAGGCUCCUCCCAAACUGCGUCAGGUGGGCGUUUUCCUGGACAUGGAGGCUGGACAAGUGACCUUCUACAACUCCAAGUCUGGGUCCGAGUUGUACAACUUCACCGGGGCGGAGUUCUGCGGGCGAAUGUUCCCGCUGUUCGGCACCGGUGACAAAGAUGUUCCGCUGGUGCUGAUGACGUCACAGCAGCAACUCACCUGAGCCGCGGCUCAUAUCAACGCUCUCAGCCAGUGGUCAUGUGACAUCAUCGCGUCAGGCUGACUGGUGUGAAAGGUGAAUGGUGAAGGUCCGAUGAAGGAGACAAUCAAUAAAAGUACUGAUUGGUUGAAUACUUGAAUGGAU